AUGCUUAUAGGCAGUAAACGCGUACAAACACAGUUGGUCUCAGAUUGCCCUGGCGGGUUCAUCAUAGAUGUUGGUGAACAUUUGCGAAGGCAUCUUUUCGCCUCCACCAAGACUGAUGACUUCUUAAAAGAUGUGCGGCGAUUAGCUGCAGAGAAUCUUGGUGUCAUUGUUCCAAUAACGAAGGAAGCUGCCACAUUAGACGAAUUUGCUCGCACUAGGCUCGGGUUAUGUAGCCGAGAUGAUCAAAUUACCUCCUAUGCCGAAUUUAAAGUGCAAAAAUACAGUCGUCGUCACGAACAACCCGUGCGUCGAUUACUUUGCCUUAGCGAAACAUGCCUUGUUGAACGUGAUCCAGCCACUUACGCUGUAGUCUGUGCAACUCCUUUGGAACAGAUUGUUUGUCUUGUUCGUUUGGAAAAGGAUCCACAGCAGUUCGUUGUGGAGUACAUGAAUGCUGAAGGCAGGGUGUACUCAGCUGCUGAAAGAGAUCUUAUCAUUGCAUCUCUUGUUGAUGGUAUACGUGCUGCUGGAAAUGAGCAGGUUUUUGUAACGAGCCAUAGGUUUGAUCAACCACUACGGCUACUACCUCAUGGUUUGUUGCUAGAUGAAGAUGGUGAAUCACAAUGCAUGCGCCACGUCAUCGCGCCUCCCCGU
Cylicostephanus goldi is the source of this 654-nucleotide messenger RNA. Lineage: Eukaryota; Metazoa; Nematoda; Chromadorea; Rhabditida; Strongylidae. The record is from the annotation of a GenBank genome assembly.